AUUGGGUUUGUUGACAAAGUUGACACACCACCUCCUAUGGAUCUCUUUCUUUUUUUAUCUUUGGAAAAUUUUCUUUCAAAUAUUCCUUCUGUUAAAUGAAAUUUUUUUCCUUUUUAAAAUGAUCAAAAUUAUGGAAAGGAACAAAAUAAUAAGGUUUACACCCACCAAAGCACCAACCGCACUAUAUAUAAAAACAGAGAGACAGUGCGAUUUAUAUUAAAACGAGAAGAGGCAGUGUUGUUGGUAGUGUUUGGUCGGAUUCAUUCACAGAUGGCUUCAAGGUUGGCUUCAAGGGCGGCUUCAUAUCUCAGAAUCCAAGUGACCCACAGAGGGUUUGCUUCUGUUGUGAAGGAUCUCAACUAUGCUAAUUCUCACGAGUGGGUGAAGGUUGAUGGAAAGUCUGCAACUAUUGGCAUAACUGAUCAUGCUCAAGAUCAUUUAGGUGAUGUUGUGUAUGUUGAGUUGCCAGAGGUCGGGGUUGCUGUGAAGCAGGGUGAAGGUUUUGGAGCAGUUGAAAGUGUCAAGGCAACCAGUGAUGUCUACUCUCCUGUGUCGGGAAAAGUGGUUGAAGUCAAUGAAGAGCUUAACAGCUCCCCUGGUUUGAAGACAAUCCAAGUUAGUUUUACAUCUGUAAAUCACAUCGUCUUAUAUCCUCUUCAUUUUUUAUAUGAAAAUCUAAAGUUGUACAAGUUAUGUGCUAUCUGGAGCCUUGAAAGUUGGUGCUUCUUCAGCUUAUGGACCUCCCCACAAUAUUGUUGGACCUCCCCACAAUAUUGUUAUACAAUGUGAAUGUUACGAAGAUCACUUUGUUAUAGACAUGUCAGCAGAAGACUGUCUUCAAUCCAGUUUUCUUGUUUUAAUUGGUCAGCUUUUUCUGUACCAGGUUAACUCGAGCCCAUAUGAGAAGGGAUGGAUAAUUAAAGUCGAGAUAAAUGAUAGUGGAGAACUGAAGAAUUUGAUGGAUUCUGACAAGUACACCAAGUUUUGUGAAGAAGAAGAUGCACAUUGAUUGAUGCCGGCCAUUGCAGCAGGCA
This is a messenger RNA of Fragaria vesca subsp. vesca, 1034 nucleotides long. RefSeq names its product glycine cleavage system H protein, mitochondrial-like. Gene Ontology annotation, cellular component: mitochondrion; cytoplasm; glycine cleavage complex. The coding region runs from base 271 to 789 and encodes 172 amino acids. The transcript is spliced from 3 exons. The record is from RefSeq and is a predicted model, not a curated record. Gene Ontology annotation, biological process: protein lipoylation; glycine decarboxylation via glycine cleavage system. Lineage: Eukaryota; Viridiplantae; Streptophyta; Magnoliopsida; Rosales; Rosaceae.